Molecule: messenger RNA, 2516 nt
Organism: Mercurialis annua (annual mercury)
Lineage: Eukaryota; Viridiplantae; Streptophyta; Magnoliopsida; Malpighiales; Euphorbiaceae
Product: probable inactive receptor kinase RLK902
Exons: 2
Coding region: 16-2217 (733 amino acids)
Biological process (GO): protein phosphorylation
Molecular function (GO): ATP binding; protein kinase activity; protein binding
Source: RefSeq, a predicted model, not a curated record
AUCCGUAAGGAUAUCAUGCUUCUAUCCGUUUUAAAUUUUUUUGGUCCAAUUUUAAAUAUUUUAAAAGGAAAGUUCCAUUUCUCAGAGUGUCACAAGUUAGACAACAAUAUUUUUAGUUUCAGUUUUAGUUUCCCAAGUCUCUUCUUCUCUACUCACACUGUCUUCCUGUCUUCUCCUUCUCUUCCCCAACACAAUGCCUCCUCUCUCCUAACCACCCAAACCCAAACCCAAACCCAAAACCAGAACCCAAAAAUGCUGACCUAUUUGUACUAUCUUUUCUUCUUCCUCCUCUUAGUUCCUCAUUCAAAACCAGAUCUCUCCGCCGACCGUGCAGCUCUCCUCACUCUCCGCUCCGCCGUCGGCGGCCGAACACUCUUCUGGAACAUAACCCACUCCACCCCCUGCUCAUGGGCCGGCGUUCUUUGCGAAAAUAACCGUGUCACUGUCUUAAGACUACCCGGAGUUGCUCUCUCCGGUCAACUUCCUGACGGAAUCUUCUCUAACCUUACUCAACUCCGAACUCUCAGUCUCCGCCUCAAUGCACUCACCGGUCACUUACCGUCAGAUCUUGCUGCUUGCACUAGUCUUCGAAAUCUUUACUUACAGGGUAAUCUCUUCUCCGGUGAGAUCCCUGAGUUUUUGUUCGGUUUGCAUGACCUUGUUCGUCUUAAUCUUGGUGAAAAUAACUUCUCCGGUGAGAUCUCGCCGGGGUUUGGAAAUUUCUCCAGGUUAAGAACUUUGUUUCUUGAGAGUAAUAGUUUAUCUGGGUCUUUACCUGAUUUGAACUUGAAAAAAUUAGAGCAAUUUAAUGUUUCUAAUAAUAUUUUAAAUGGGUCUAUACCUGUACGGUUUAAAAAAUUUAGUUCUAGUUCUUUUCUGGGUAAUUCUUUAUGUGGGUUACCUUUAGUUAGCUGUGAUGGUACUAAGGAUAGUAGUAUAGUGGUGCCCAGUACACCAACUGAUGCAGCUGGUAAAGGUGGUAAGAAGAAGAAAUUGUCUGGCGGUGCUAUUGCUGGCAUUGUAAUUGGAUCUGUACUUGGUUUUAUCUUGAUUGUUUUGAUUUUGAUGUUUUUAUGUCGAAAAAAGGGUAGUGAGAAGUCGAGAUCGAUUGACGCGAUAAUUAAGCAGCAUGAGAUGGUUAUUCAUGGGGAGAAGCCGAUUGGGGAAGUUGAGAAUGGCAGCGGGAAUGCGUAUUCUGUCGCUGCGGCUGCAGCCGCGGCGAUGGUCGGGAAUGGGAAAGGCGCGGGGGCGGCUGGGGGGGAAGUGAAUGGGGCGAAAAAGUUGGUGUUUUUCGGUAAGGCGACGCGGGUGUUUGACUUGGAGGAUUUGUUGAGAGCUUCGGCUGAGGUUUUGGGGAAAGGAACGUUUGGUACUGCUUAUAAGGCGGUUUUGGAGAUGGGGACUGUGGUGGCUGUGAAGAGAUUGAAGGAUGUGACUAUUCCGGAGGCGGAAUUUAAGGAGAAGAUUGAGACUGUGGGAGCUAUGGAUCAUGAGGAUUUGAUUCCUUUGAGAGCUUACUAUUACAGCAGAGAUGAGAAGCUUCUUGUUUAUGAUUACAUGCCUAUGGGAAGCUUGUCUGCUCUUCUGCAUGGAAACAAGGGAGGUGGUAAGACACCGUUGAACUGGGAAGCUAGAUCCGGUAUUGCGCUUGCAGCUGCCCGUGGUAUACGGUACCUACAUUCUCAAGGUCCUAAUAUCUCCCAUGGAAACAUCAAAUCAUCGAAUAUUCUUCUCACUCAAACGUAUGAAGCUCGGUUAUCUGAUUUUGGACUUGCUCAACUUGUUGGUCCUUCUUCCACUCCUAAUCGUGUGGCUGGCUACCGAGCACCAGAGGUGACCGACCCUCGUAAAGUUUCCCAGAAAGCUGAUGUUUAUAGCUUUGGGGUAUUGAUAUUGGAGCUGUUGACCGGGAAGCCACCUACUCAUGCUCUUCUGAAUGAGGAAGGAGUGGACCUUCCGAGAUGGGUUCAGUCCAUAGUUCGCGAGGAAUGGACUUCCGAAGUGUUUGAUCUCGAACUCCUCAGAUACCAGAAUGUCGAGGAAGAGAUGGUUCAGCUAUUGCAACUCGGAAUAGACUGCGCAGCCCAAUUUCCCGACAAUCGUCCGUCAAUAUCUGACGUAACCAGCCGGAUUGAGGAGCUACGUCGCUCUAGUGUAAAGAACGAUCAAGACCUGCAGCCGGACGAAGUUGAUUUGGACGAUAGCUCUUCUCGAUGAGCAGGCUACAACAUCCAAUGGACUAUAAUUUAAUCUUCGUCGCGUGUUCAUGCUCGUAAUUAUCAUGUUUUUUCAUGUUCAUUGUUAUAUGUUUGAUCUGGCAUCAUCUAUCAUUAGGAGCAAACUAUCAUUUUAUUUUAUUUUUUUAUUUUGAGUUGCACUAGUUUUUAUUUUCUGAUAUUUUUUUCUUUGAUUCAUCAUCCAUCUGCUGUAUUUGCUAUUGUUGGGUGGAAGAUAGGUGGUUGUAAUUAUUACAAUUUUUUCUUUUUGUGCUUUUGAUGCAACCUUUGAUCUGUUUA